Messenger RNA from Phycodurus eques (leafy seadragon), 3097 nucleotides. RefSeq names its product synaptophysin b (gene sypb). The transcript has 7 exons. Gene Ontology annotation, cellular component: presynaptic active zone; synaptic vesicle; synaptic vesicle membrane. The record is from RefSeq and is a predicted model, not a curated record. NCBI's taxonomy places the organism in Eukaryota, Metazoa, Chordata, Actinopteri, Syngnathiformes, Syngnathidae. Bases 78 to 959 code for a protein of 293 amino acids.
GCGUUUUCCUCCCUGGGCUGUUCCGGAUGAGACGCCUCCGCCCCUCUCAUCCUCUUAUCAGCGAGUAAGCGGCCAACAUGGAUGUCGUCAACCAGUUGGUGGCCCAAGGGCAAUUCACAAUAAUCAAGCAACCACUGGGAUUUAUAAAAGUCCUCCAAUGGAUCUUUGCGAUCUUCGCCUUCUCGACAUGCGGCAGUUACUCCGGCAUGUUCAAGAUGAGCGUGGAGUGUCAAAACCGGUCGGACAGUGACCUCAGCAUCGAAGUAGAAUUUGAAUAUCCAUUCAGGCUCCAUCAGGUAUACUUUGAUGCCCCCACCUGUAAGGGUGGGAACCCUGAGCGUCUAUUCCUGGUCGGUGACUACUCUUCCUCAGCGGAAUUCUUUGUCACCAUCGGUGUCUUCUCCUUCCUCUACUCCAUGGCAGCCCUCUCUGUCUACUGUUUUGUCUUGGAGAAGUACCGUGAAAACAACAAGGGUCCCCAGAUUGACUUUGUAGUGACGGCGGUGUUCGCCUUCAUGUGGCUGGUGUCGUCUUGCGCCUGGGCCAAAGGGCUGUCCGAUGUGAAGACGGCCACCGACCCCGAGAGAGUCAUCACCCUCAUCACAGCCUGCGACGAACGAGAGAAUCGCUGCCGUGAGGGCUACGACCCCAAAGUCUCCGGACUCAACACUUCGGUGGCUUUUGGCUUCAUCAACCUGAUCCUGUGGAUAGGAAACCUGUGGUUCGUCUUCAAGGAGACCGGUUGGAUGGGGGCCUUCGCGGGAACGUACAUGCCGUCGCAGGAAAAGCAGCCCGCCCCCGAUUCCUUCGCCCAGGCCGGCUACGGUCAGCAGGACCCCUACGCCGGCUCCCAGGGAGGCUACCAACCCGAAUAUGGCCAGCAGGGAGGCUACAACGAGGACGGAGGCUACAGCCAGGGCUACGAACAGCAGCCCACCUCCUACUCCAAUCAAAUGUGAGCCUGUGCGCUGACGCCACAGCUGCAAGAUGGGUGACCUUGUGAUUCCGGCGCUCAACCGCCGCCUGCAUUUCUGCACUCGUCUGUUAGUCUGUUUGUGUACAUGUGAGUUGGGGUGGGGGAGGGCUAUACGCGGGAGGGUGGAAAGGCCAAAAGUGGGUCGUGACCACCUUUAGGGAUGAGGAAGGGGUCAGGGAGGGAGGGCUUGGAGUCUUUGCUGUAACAUGAUGUUUAUUCUCGUGAUGUAUUUAACUAUAGAAGACAACAGAGGAUUGUCUGUUUGGUUAUACGAGAAAAACUUGAAUACAAAUACCAAAACAUUCAUUGACCUUGAACAUUUAAGAGGAAAUCUUGUCGUGGAAAAAAGAUUUACAUUUAUGGGCGGGGUAAAAACAUUGUAGUAAUAUUUAACUUGAGAGAAUGUAUUGUCUGUGCUGUGUAAAUAUCAACAUUCUAUGUACUCCGUUGAAUAAUUGUGCACUCCAUGUUAGUUGUUAUACAACAAAUGUAGAGCACAGAGUUAUUCAAUUGGAUUUAUUUGGGUUCUGUCUAGGAGUGCAUAGUUUGGCCUUUGCCCUUCAGCUCCUCUCCCGUCCAGUAUUCACACCAAUGUUUUUUGUUUUUUGUUUGUUUUGUUUUUAAUUCAUGACAUCAACUCUUUUCAUUAGAUUUUCUUAUUGCCUUUUUUUUUUUUGCGGUAGCAUUAGAAGCAGGGUGAAGGCCGAUGAAUUCUUAUGGAAAGGACUAUAAAGAGAAUUAACUGACCCUCGCUUUCUGACGCCCACCUUGGUGGGACACAAAAGCUGGUAGGUGCAACUGGGUGGAAUUUGAAAGAAAUGGGAGUGCCAGGUGUGGCAUUGUAUCGAUCCAAUUCUCUACCAAAUGUACAUUUUUUUUUUUUUUUUUACCGGGAUGAACACAAAUGCAACAUUUUGUGAGGUGAUGAAUAUGGGAAAGGACCUCAAAAAGGUGAUUUAUUUGGCCUAAAAAUAAUCAUCAGCAAUUUGAAGAGAAGGCCUUCACACUGCAUGCACCCAAAUUAAUAACAAGUAAUUAUGUGUAUAAAAGGUGACUUUUAGCAAUAGCAGUGCUUUGAAGUAGAUUUGUUUUCCACUUUAUUUCUCCGGGGGGUUUUUUUCCCCGUCGCUGUCAAGAGGACAUGCGAAUAUUUCCAAUCCAACACUUAAAGAUAAAAUUAGUGACAUACUUGAUUGCCUCUUCUAGUUCAUGUGCUCUUUCACAAACUGCUGUUGUGUGCUUUGAACAUUCUUAAUCAGGGCGGUGAGUGUCCGUUUUAGCAGUGCCCGUGUUUAUUUGUGGGUAUCGGCCAGAUUUUGUCAGUGAAUUUUGUCCUGUUUGUGCGGUUCAGAAAGUUGUAAGUCACAGUCCUAGAAUUUUGUUCCCCCCUUUACAUUAACUUGACCUGUGGGUAAUUGAAAAUAAGGUAUCGUACAUGUUUAAGACCUUGCCCUGGUAAACCUUUUAAAGUAGUCCAAACAAAAUGCCAGAGAUGUUUUUUCCCCAUCUAAAAUCCUCCUUUGAAUGGCAAGUGAAAUUACUGCACGCAUCAUCUUCCUCUUGCCCUGAGGUAUCCCUCAGCAUAUUUGAGAAGCCGGAGGACGGCGGCAGACUCCGCGGUGACACAACGGCAUGUUAGAUCCAUCGACAGUUACGCAAAGCACAAUUUAGGCAAUAAAGAUAAUUCAACAGCCCUGCCAGUUGUGUUUGAAGUGGUUGCAGAUGAGUCAUCCUUCGUAGUUUUGCUUCCACAGACCUCGCCUGAAUGAAUCCUUGUCCAUCUCCAGUAUUUUGGUCCAACGGUUAACACUGAAUUCACUCUCUUUAUUUCCAACUUUUCUCCUGUUCCCCCCCAAACACAGUUUUAUUCUCUCUGUAGCUCUUAUAAAUAUGCUCACAUGAAAUAUACUCUGUUGUUAGUGGUGAAUGAUGUCUUGUGAUACUCUCUACACCUUUGGAUAGUGCUGUGUUUAUUGUGUAUGAUGUAUACAUAUUAGUAUUUAUGAUAAUGAUAAGUCAGAGAAGAAAAAUAUCCAAGACUCUCCAGAAUUCUGCUGUAUUCUUACUGUAUGGGCUCCAUGUGAAACAAAAAUGAAAUAAACUUGAAAUUAUUCUGUUGAA